GGUCGGAUAGCAGUUACUAAUCCAUCACUGAUCCCCACACCCAACCUCCCUCAUUCAAUUACGAGAAAGCGCUAUUGGUCGUUUUGUCAAAUUUCGCAACGCUGAUCCAAUUCAACGCAUAUAAGUGCGAGUGCGCGAGUCACUGAACUCAUAGCACCAUUCAUCAGAUCUCGUUCUUGCAGAGCCAAAUGGCGAUGUUGUUGAAGAAUGUGAGGGCGUCGUCGUCGCUGCUGAAGCAGCACGUGACCCGUGCGCACCUGCUUUCGCGGCCGUUCACCACGACCGAGGGCCACCGUCCCUCUAUCGUCCACAAACGCAGCCUCGACAUCCUCCACGAUCCUUGGUUCAAUAAAGGAACAGCUUUUUCCAUGACAGAACGAGACCGUCUUGAUCUACGUGGACUGCUUCCCCCAAAUGUCAUGUCUCCUGACCUACAGAUUGAACGCUUCAUGGUUGAUCUGAAGAGGCUUGAAGUUCAAGCAAGAGAUGGACCUUCUGAUCCUAAUGCAUUGGCUAAGUGGCGGAUACUUAAUCGCUUGCAUGACAGGAAUGAGACUAUGUACUAUAAGGUUUUGAUUGCCAAAAUAGAGGAAUAUGCACCUGUAGUGUACACUCCAACAGUGGGCCUUGUAUGUCAGAACUAUAGUGGACUAUUUAGAAGACCGAGAGGAAUGUAUUUCAGUGCCGAGGAUCGUGGUGAAAUGAUGUCUAUGGUGUAUAACUGGCCAGCUGAGCAGGUUGAUAUGAUUGUAGUAACUGAUGGGAGCAGAAUCCUGGGACUUGGAGAUCUUGGAGUUCAAGGAAUUGGAAUUGCCAUUGGGAAGCUUGAUCUAUAUGUUGCUGCUGCUGGGAUAAAUCCUCAAAGGGUACUUCCUGUGAUGAUUGAUGUUGGUACUAACAAUGAGAAGUUACUUGAAGAUCCCUUAUAUCUGGGAUUGCAGCAACAUCGUCUUGAUGGUGAUGACUAUCUGGCUGUUGUUGAUGAAUUUAUGGAGGCUGUCUUUACUCGCUGGCCAAAUGUAAUUGUGCAGUUUGAAGAUUUCCAAAGCAAAUGGGCAUUUAAGUUAUUACAGAGGUACAGAAAUACCUACAGAAUGUUCAAUGAUGAUGUACAGGGAACAGCCGGUGUUGCAAUUGCUGGACUUUUAGGUGCUGUAAGGGCACAAGGAAGACCAAUGAUUGACUUUCCAAAGCAGAAGAUUGUUGUUGCUGGUGCUGGAAGUGCUGGAAUUGGGGUUCUUAAUGCAGCCAGAAAAACAAUGGCAAGAAUGUUGGGAAAUAAUGAAAUAGCUUUUAAGAGUGCAAAAAGUCAGUUUUGGGUUGUUGAUGCAAAGGGAUUAAUCUCUGAAGGACGUGAAAAUAUUGAUCCAGAUGCCCUUCCUUUUGCAAGAAAUUUGAAAGAAAUGGAGCGCCAAGGACUGAGAGAAGGAGCAAGCCUUGAGGAAGUGGUCAAGCAAGUGAAGCCCGAUGUCCUCCUAGGAUUAUCAGCUGUUGGAGGAUUGUUUUCAAAGGAGGUAUUAGAAGCUCUCAAGGAUUCAACAUCAACGAGACCAGCUAUAUUUGCUAUGUCGAAUCCUACAAAGAAUGCUGAAUGCACCGCUGAAGAAGCAUUCUCUGUUUUGGGUGACAACAUUAUUUUUGCAAGUGGAAGUCCAUUCAGUAAUGUGGAUCUUGGAAAUGGUCAUAUUGGCCACUGCAACCAGGGAAACAACAUGUACCUCUUUCCGGGCAUUGGUCUCGGAACUCUUCUGUCAGGUGCUAGUAUAAUCUCUGAUGGCAUGCUACAAGCUGCGGCUGAGCGUCUGGCUACAUAUAUGAGUGAAGAGGAGGUGCUCAAAGGGAUUAUUUUCCCUUCAACAUCCAGAAUUCGAGAUAUUACAGAGAAGGUAGCCGCAGCUGUUAUAAAAGAGGCGUUGGAGGAGGACCUAGCUGAAGGAUAUCAUGGAAUGGAUGCUAGGGAGCUAAAGAAACUUAGCGAGGAUGAACUCGCAGAAUAUGUGAAGAAUAACAUGUGGAAUCCAGAGUACCCGACAUUAGUUUACAGGAAAGAAUGAGUAACCUGCAGUUUUAUGGUCACUACAAUUUCCCUCACGAUGCAUCUACGCUUUAAUCAGGUUAGCCGAGUCCUGCUUAGGGUGGAAUCAACCAUGCAGGAUUAGUUGAUUUAAAUUCUAAAACAUUAUCACGUUACUUUUUCUGAAAGUCUAGCAAACUUAUAUUUAUAUAUAUAUAUAUAUAUAUAU
Vigna umbellata (rice bean) is the source of this 2243-nucleotide messenger RNA. It is a transcript of the gene NAD-ME1, whose product is annotated as NAD-dependent malic enzyme 1. The record is from RefSeq and is a predicted model, not a curated record. Gene Ontology annotation, cellular component: mitochondrion. Gene Ontology annotation, molecular function: NAD binding; malate dehydrogenase (decarboxylating) (NAD+) activity. NCBI's taxonomy places the organism in Eukaryota, Viridiplantae, Streptophyta, Magnoliopsida, Fabales, Fabaceae. Gene Ontology annotation, biological process: malate metabolic process; pyruvate metabolic process.